This is a messenger RNA of Carassius gibelio (silver crucian carp), 2211 nucleotides long. RefSeq names its product protein NLRC3-like. Bases 1 to 2211 code for a protein of 736 amino acids. The transcript has 5 exons. Lineage: Eukaryota; Metazoa; Chordata; Actinopteri; Cypriniformes; Cyprinidae. Gene Ontology annotation, molecular function: protein binding. The record is from RefSeq and is a predicted model, not a curated record.
AUGAGUUUCCAUGAGAAAAGAGAGAAUGAAGACACCUCCAGUGACUCCAGUUCGAGGAGUAUGGAGAUGAAAAGAUUUGCAUCCAACAAUCAGAUCCACAUCAUUAAAGAUAGACCUGAAGCUAUUCUUCAGAAAUUCAAAGACCAACAAAAAAGCAACAUGAAAAAGAAGUAUGAACACUUCUUUGAGGGAAAUAAACUACAAGGAAAUGAAACCCUCUUGAACAGAAUCUACACACAGCUCUACAUCAUAGAAGGAGAGAGACAAGGAGUGAAUGAAGAACAUGAGGUUUUACAGAUGGAGAAAACACCCAGAACACAACACAAUCCAAUCAGCUGUAAUGAGAUCUUUAAACCAUUACCUGAACCAGGAUGUGAAGAGAAAGAGAAAAUCAAGACUGUUCUUACUAAAGGCAUUGCUGGAAUUGGAAAAACUGUCUCUGUGCAGAAGUUCAUUCUGGACUGGGCCGAGGGAAAAGACAAUCAGGAUGUAGAUUUCAUGUUUGUGUUUCCAUUUCGAGAGCUGAACUUGAUUCAACAUCAUCAGUACAGUCUUCACAGACUUCUGCUGGACUUCCAUACUGGGCUUCAAGAUCUGGACUCAAAGAUUUAUGAGGAUUGUAAAGUUGUGUUCAUCCUAGAUGGUCUGGAUGAAAGCAGAAUCACGCUGAUGUUCUCAGAUGAUGAGAAAGUUUGUGAUGUGAAUGAAUCUUCAUCAGUGGGUGUGUUGAUGUCAAACCUCAUCAGAGGAGAUCUGCUUCCCUCUGCUCUCAUCUGGAUCACCUCCAGACCAGCAGCAACCAAUCAGAUCCCCUCCAAAUACAUUAACCGUGUGACAGAAAUUCAGGGUUUUAAUGACCCUCAAAAAGAGGAAUAUUUCAGGAAGAGAAUUAGUGACCAGGAUCAAGCCAGCAGAAUAAUCUUACACAUCAGAAGAGCAAGAAGCCUCCACAUCAUGUGCCACAUCCCUGUCUUCUGCUGGAUCUCAUCCACUGUGCUUCAAAACCUCCUGAAAAAAGAUCUCAGUGCAGAAAUCCCUCAAACUCUGACUGAAAUGUACAUCCACUUUCUGCUGAUUCAGAUUAAGAGAAAGUCUGAUGAAAGUGUAACUCCAGAGAAACUCCUGAAAUCUGACAGAGAAGUGAUUGUGAAACUUGCUGAAGUGGCUUUCAAUCAGCUGAUGAAGGGCAAUGUGAUUUUCUAUGAGGAGGACCUGAUUGAGAGCGGCAUAGACAUCACUGACGCCUCAGUGUUUUCUGAGAUUUGCACUGAGAUCUUGAAGGAAGAAUCAGUGAUUCAUCAGAGGAAAGUCUACUGCUUCAUUCAUCUGAGCGUUCAAGAGUUUUUUGCUGCUUUCUAUGUCUUUUAUUGCUAUUUAAGCAUCACAAUGAAAGCUCUGAAAGUUUUUGAUUCAAUGCACAAUUUGCAUAAAGGUGCAGUAGAUAAAUCUUUAGAAAGUAAAAAUGGACACCUGGAUCUGUUCCUGCGGUUCUUGCUGGGCAUCUCACUGGAGUCCAAUCAGAGACUCUUAGGGGAUCUGCUGACACACACAGAAAACAGCUCAGAGAGCAUCAAUAAAACCACACUUUACAUUAAAGAGAAGAUCAAAGAUGGACAAGCCGUCUCCACUGAAAGAGCCAUCAAUUUGUUCCUCUGUAUGCUGGAAGUGAAGGAUCAGACUCUGUCCAGAGAGAUUCAGGAGUUUAUGAAAUCAGACAAACACUCAGAGAAGAAACUCUCUCCAUCUCACUGCUCAGCAAUCGCCUACAUGCUUCAGAUGUCAGAGGAAGUGCUGGAUGAGCUGGAUCUCAAGAAAUACAACACAUCAGAUGAAGGUAGAAGAAGACUGAUAUCAGCUGUGAUCAACUGCAGAAAAGCUCUUUUUACUGGCUGUAAUCUCACUGAUGAACAUUGUAAGAUUGUGUCAUCUGCUCUACAAUCGUCAAACUCUGUCCUUAGAGAGCUGGAUCUGAGUAACAAUGACUUGCAGGAUUCAGGAGUGAAGUUGCUUUCUGAUGGACUGAAGAGUCAAAAGUCUCUGAGCUCAAACCCUACACACCUGAGAGAGCUGGAUCUGAGCUACAAUCACCCAGGACAAUCAGGAGUCCAGCUUCGCUCUCAAAUAAAGACACUCAAGUAUGUGGGGUUCAAGUUUAGAAAUAAUGUGUGCAGCAAGAGCCCACACUUCACAUCUCUGCAUACAAUCCACUGA